AUGAAGAGCAUUCCACGAGCAUCAUCAUCUACAGCUGUUGAGAAUGGAAGUAAUGGUGAUACUGAUACAAUUUCAAUUCUCAUAGUUAUAAUAGACCAGGACUCUGAUCAAGAUGCAACUGUGGUGGAGAUAACCUUUGGUGAUUGGCUUGGAGCUCUUCUCGACACGAUGAAUGCUCUGAAAAACCUGGGGUUGAAUGUUUUCAAGGCAAAUGUCUUUUUGAAUUCUUCUGGAAAACACAACAGAAUUUCCAUCACAAAAGCAGAUACUGGAAGAAAGGUAGAUGAUCUAGAGUGGCUCGAGAUUAAGUUGGUGGCUCAAGAAUCAAGUGCUCCGUUAGCAAUAGGAGCAACCUUUGGAGUCGUGCCACCGCAACAACAAAUCCUUUUGGACAUAAAAACCAACAGUGUUAUCAUUUCUCAAGUUGAUGUGGACAUUGCCACAUACAUCAACAUACAAGAUGAUGGUCCUAAUCAAAGCUUACUGUAUGUAGAGACAACUGAUCAACCAGAAUUAUUGGUGGAUCUUGUGAAGAGUAUUACCAACAUAAAUAUCGCAGUUGAAUAUGGAGAGCUUCUUUCUAAGAGGAAUAAGAGAGGUUUUAGCGAUCUGGAAGACGAUGAAGAUGACUUCUUUGGCUCCAAAAAGAAAAGUGAUAAUCUAGAAUCAGCAGGUGCAGGUCUUUUUGCUUCUACCAAAAAGAAUAGCAUAGAAUUAUAA
Cucumis melo (muskmelon) is the source of this 720-nucleotide messenger RNA. Its product is annotated as ACT domain-containing protein ACR11-like. NCBI's taxonomy places the organism in Eukaryota, Viridiplantae, Streptophyta, Magnoliopsida, Cucurbitales, Cucurbitaceae. Gene Ontology annotation, cellular component: chloroplast stroma; chloroplast thylakoid membrane. The transcript is spliced from 10 exons. The record is from RefSeq and is a predicted model, not a curated record. The coding region runs from base 1 to 720 and encodes 239 amino acids.